This is a messenger RNA of Cuscuta epithymum, 762 nucleotides long. Lineage: Eukaryota; Viridiplantae; Streptophyta; Magnoliopsida; Solanales; Convolvulaceae. The record is from the annotation of a GenBank genome assembly.
AACAUCUCUCUUCCCACAUCCCCUAUUUCUUUCUCUUGGUCGUCCCUUUCUAUUCUCCCACCCCCAAUUCCCAUUAUUUUCUCCUCUUUCCAUUUUAAGAGCUCUAUAAUCUCCAUUUUUGAAGUUCUCAAGACCUCCCCAUUUAGUUGUCUCUAAGGUAACCAUCCCUUCUCAAAUAAUGAGGUCAGAAGAAUGUGGAGCGAUGGUUGCAUCCUUUGGAGAGCACCUUUUAAUGGGAAAGCCCUUGGUUCCAGAGUGUGAAUAUGCAAACAUGUGGAACAGGAGAUGUCAAUACGUUGUUCCUUUGUGGCGAUUGAGGGGGGUGGAAGAAGCAUAUGAAUUCCUUAUAAAUUGUGUGUAUAAGUGUCGUAAAUGUCUGUCUUGGUUAUACUUGUUUGUCUACAGGUCCAAAGAAUGUGGAGCGAUGGUUGCAUCCUUUGGAGAGCACCUGUUAAUGGGAAAGCCCUUGGUUCCAGAGUGUGAAUAUGAAAACAUGUGGAACAAGAGAUGUCAAUACGUUGUUCCUUUGUGGCGAUUGAGGAGGGUGGAAGAAGCAUAGGAAUUCCUUAGAAAUGUGGGAAUGUUUUUAUGGGUUGUUUAAUGUCUGUGUGACCAGACAACUUUAUUUGUUUGUGUAAGUAGAACAAAUGUCUAUAUUCGCAUGCAAGUAUUUCACAAAUGUAUUAUAAUGUACGUUUGAUGAGUUGAGUAAGUGUUCAUGCAGUUUUUAUAUAAAUGUGGGUGCUUUUGUUUGGAAACAUA